This is a messenger RNA of Cladophialophora immunda, 2586 nucleotides long. RefSeq lists its product as hypothetical. Lineage: Eukaryota; Fungi; Ascomycota; Eurotiomycetes; Chaetothyriales; Herpotrichiellaceae. The transcript is spliced from 2 exons. Gene Ontology annotation, cellular component: MutLalpha complex. The coding region runs from base 468 to 2465 and encodes 665 amino acids. The record is from RefSeq and is a predicted model, not a curated record. Gene Ontology annotation, molecular function: ATP hydrolysis activity; ATP-dependent DNA damage sensor activity; mismatched DNA binding. Gene Ontology annotation, biological process: mismatch repair.
CAAGGUAUCUCUUCUCGACUGAAAAUGGACUCUUGAACAGAGCACAACAACAUCUCCUGCCUCUGACUGCCACACAACAUGGCUGACCACAUGGAUCUCGACACCCGACCGCCGCGGGGCGUCAAGCGCACGGCGGAGGAAGCAGGCUUGCCCCUGGAGGCUCCGCGUCGGAUCAAGGCUCUUGACCAAGAUGUCGUCAACAAGAUUGCCGCCGGGGAGAUCAUUGUCGCCCCUGUGAAUGCGCUCAAGGAAUUGCUCGAAAACUCCAUCGACGCCGGAUCAACUUCCAUCGAGGUUCUGGUCAAAGAUGGCGGCCUGAAGCUCUUGCAGAUAACUGACAAUGGCCAUGGAAUUGAGGUAUAGUCCUGGACUGGACGGGUUUCUGAUCUAACGUGCAACAGAAAGACGACUUGCCCAUUCUCUGCGAAAGAUUUACGACGUCCAAAUUAAAACAUUUCGAGGAUCUCAUGUCUAUUGGUACCUAUGGUUUCCGAGGAGAAGCCCUCGCCAGCAUCAGCCACAUUGCCCACCUCAAAGUAACUACCAGGACUGCCAACUCUAGCUGUGCGUGGCAAGCACAUUAUCAAGAUGGGAAGCUUACUGCUCCCAAACCUGGUCAAUCUCCCGACCCGAAACCCUGUGCUGGUCGCCCUGGCACUCAGAUUACGGUCGAAGACCUCUUCUACAAUAUCCCGAACCGUCGUCGGGCCUUUCGAUCUCCGUCAGAAGAGUAUGCCAAGGUGCUCGACAUCAUUACUCGAUAUGCCGUGCACCGCGAAGGUGUUGCGUUUUCCGUCAAAAAGCACGGUGAAACUGGUAUAGGCUUCUCAGUAGCCGGUGCUGCAACCAAAAUCGAUAGGCUUAGGCAGGCAUAUGGCGGCAGUGUAGCAAAAGAGAUCAUGGAGUUCGGCACCGAAGAUUCGCGCUGGGGCUUCAAAGCUUCAGGCUAUGCUACUAAUGCUAACUACAGUUCUAAACGAACGAUGUUACUCCUCUUCAUCAACAACAGGUCAGUCGAAUCAUCAGCCGUCAAGAAAGCUAUUGAGCAGACAUAUCAAAUAUUUCUGCCCAAAGGGGGACAUCCAUUUGUCUACCUCAGCCUGGAUAUCGACCCAGCCCGAGUUGAUGUCAAUGUACAUCCCACCAAGCGAGAAGUCCAUUUCUUGAACGAGGACGAGAUCAUCGAAUUGGUUUGUGCAAACAUCCGAGAAAGUCUGGCAAAAGUCGACACGAGCAGGACCUUCAUGACACAGACACUCCUUCCGGGAGUCACGCCCAUGACACCCAUUAAACCAAACACUUCGACGGGCGACCAAACUCCUGCUGCAGAAGAUAGUGCUCCAAGAAGGACCUCAACCACCAAAAAGCCUUACGAAAACAACUUAGUCCGCACUGACUCGAAAAUGCGAAAAAUCACUUCCAUGCUUCCACCAGCCUUGACAACUUCAACCUCGCAGGACGAAGCAUUGACAAAUGCCGGUAUACGGUACGCUACUACUGAUCGAGAACAGAUCCAAAUACGGCUCACAUCCGUGAAGAAUCUCCGAGCUGAAGUCCGUGAUGCGAUGCACAAUGGUCUGACCGAAGUGUUCGCCUCUCUGACCUAUGUCGGUGUUGUGGACAGCAGCAGAAGACUUGCAGCCAUCCAGUCUGGCGUCAAACUGUACCUCGUCGAUUAUGGUAUGACCUGUCACGAAUUCUUCUAUCAAGUCGGCCUGACCGACUUUGGCAACUUCGGGCUCAUCCGGUUUGAGCCUGCACCCGAACUGGGGGAGCUUCUAAAUGUAGCGGCAGAAUACCAAAUUUCAACUGAUCCGACCUGCGCAGGCCUAGACAAAGGCCGAGUCGUAGACAAGGUGUAUGAACAACUCAUGAAGAGCAAAGCCAUGUUAGCGGAAUAUUUCUCCCUCGAGAUCUCGGACGACGGUCAUUUGCACACGAUCCCACUGCUACUGAAGGGGUAUAUGCCGUGCAUAGCCAAAUUACCCACCUUCUUGCUGAGGUUGGGCCCUUUUGUGAAUUGGACGGAAGAGGAGGACUGUUUUCGGACAUUCUUGAGGGAGUUGGCGAGCUUUUACGUGCCAGAGGUGUUGCCAGCGCCGAGAUCGAACCAGCACACCACCGAGGGGGAGGAUAAGGAGGUUCAGGAGGCACAGGCCGAUGGUGGCGACGGGGCAGAUAUCCAAGAGAUGGGAGGGGCACGAGAUUCGAGAAACGAGGCAGAAGCUGGCAGUCGACAUGCAUCUGCGCCUCGCGAUCUGCGAGACGACAACACCAACGGUGAGAACAACAGAGACGAGGUUGACGAAGCCACGGAGAAAAGAAGGACAGAACUCGACUACGCACUGGAACACGUGCUGUUCCCUGCAUUCCGGUCAAGGAUCGUCGCGACGCAAGGGAUGUUGAAGGGCGUCGUCGAGGUGGCCAAUCUGAAGGGCCUGUACCGUGUAUUUGAGCGAUGCUAGGGACGUAUUGCGAGUACUGCGCGGUCGACGACUGUAAGAUUAAUAUACCCCAUCCACAUGAACGAAAGUCCCAAACUCCAAGAGGAGGCCAAUAAAGGGGCAAAUAGAAGGAAUAUAAAAG